Urocitellus parryii (Arctic ground squirrel) is the source of this 612-nucleotide messenger RNA. It is a transcript of the gene Dtnbp1, whose product is annotated as dystrobrevin binding protein 1. The record is from RefSeq and is a predicted model, not a curated record. Gene Ontology annotation, cellular component: plasma membrane; neuron projection; cytoplasm. NCBI's taxonomy places the organism in Eukaryota, Metazoa, Chordata, Mammalia, Rodentia, Sciuridae. Gene Ontology annotation, biological process: negative regulation of protein kinase activity; anterograde synaptic vesicle transport; platelet dense granule organization.
GCCAGCCGCGGGAGUGCGGGGCGUGCGGUUGACAGGUGCGCUGAGAGGCGGUUCGGGGUGGGGGGCCGCGGCCAGAGAGACGGCGCGAGGCCUGAGGGGAGGCGACGCGGCGGUGGCGAUGCUGGAGACCCUGCGCGAGCGGCUGCUGAGCGUGCAGCAGGAUUUCGCCUCCGGGCUAAAGACUUUGAGUGACAAGUCAAAAGAAGCUAAAGUAAAAAGCAAACCCAGGACUGUUCCAUAUUUGCCAAGGUACUCUGCUGGACUGGAAUUACUUAGCAGAUAUGAAGAUACCUGGGCUGCACUUCACAGAAGAGCCAAAGAAUGUGCAAAUGCUGGAGAGUUGGUGGACAGCGAGGUGGUCAUGCUUUCAGCACACUGGGAGAAAAAGAAGACCAGCCUGAUAGAGCUGCAAGAACAGCUCCAGCAGCUUCCAGGUUUAAUAGCAGACCUAGAAUCCAUGACAGCAAAUCUGGCUCACUUAGAAGCUAGCUUUGAGGAAGUAGAAAACCACCUGCUGCAUCUGGAGGAUUUGUGUGGGCAGUGUGAGUUAGAAAGGUACAAACAUACGCAGUCCCAGCACCUGGAGAAUUACAAGAAAAGUAAGAGGUGAGU